Aedes albopictus (Asian tiger mosquito) is the source of this 1132-nucleotide messenger RNA. RefSeq names its product natterin-4. Bases 352 to 1038 code for a protein of 228 amino acids. The record is from RefSeq and is a predicted model, not a curated record. The transcript is spliced from 3 exons. Lineage: Eukaryota; Metazoa; Arthropoda; Insecta; Diptera; Culicidae.
CAAGAAGUUCCGCUGAUAAAAGGUCUACCUACUGUGUAUCACUUGUUUGUGAUAAUGUGCGCAUCGAAAAUAAAUACAUAAACACGAUAUCAGUGAGAAGCUGCACAAAGAUAACGAGUUUUAUCAGCCGACCAACGGCUCAGGUCAUUUCAAUACCACCUGGACGACAUGUGUCUAAUGAAACUUCUUGUCGAGGUGUAGAUUUUAGCAAGGUUCGAGAAGCUCCAGAGUUGCAGUUAGACGAUUCGCUCCGGGCCAACCAGUACGCAUUACGCAGAAGUGUCUCGACGGACCAUCCCCAAGUGUCCCCCAUUUGUGCCAUCUGUAAAUACCUACUACUAAGCAAUCAACAUGACCGGCCAACCUCCUCCCAUCGGGUUCAUACACGGUUACCUUCGAAACGAUCAGCCAUCGGGAUACGAACUAUCCUACGGAUAUCCGCCUGUACCGACUGAACCGAUCCAACACCACCCAUCGCCACCACCAAAACAAGAAUGUGAUGAAUUGCCGCCACCAUCACCAUCCUCAUCGUCCUCCAGUAGUGAUGAUGAUGAUAAUGAAAAAACCCAUUCGCAAACGGAAUUUGUCUUUCAAGAUGAUCUAAUCGGAGGCUGCUGGCAACACUGCAACGUGGAAGGUCCCUUCCCGACCAACAUGGUCCGUGCCGGAGUGGAUGCCGACGGAUCGGUCAUCUUCGCUGGGCGUGCCUUCCACGAGGGCGAGAUGAUCCCGGCCAAGGUGAUCCCAUCGAAGAACGCGUGCUACAUCUGCUUCGGCGGUGAGGAAAUCCUGAAGGAGGACUUCGAGGUGCUCCGUCAGGGUGAUUUCGUGUGGGAGUUUGCUGCCAACGGUGUCGUGCCGGAGGGUGCCGUCAAGAUGGGAGCCACCGUCGAUGGGGAACCGCUGUAUAUGGGCCGUGCCCUGCACUGCGGAACGCAGACCCCCGGCAAGGUGCACUCGUCGCACGGUUGUCUGUACAUUCCGUUCGAGGGCGCCGAGAUCAGCCAUGCUGAAUAUGAGGUUCUGUGCUUGAAGUAAGAUGGAUCUUGAAAAAAAAAAGCGUUUUGGCCAGGAAUUAUAAGAGUUUUUUGUUUGUGAGUAAAUAUACAUGUAAUUUUUGUAAAAUUUUAAA